CUCCACGCUGUGAGUGCGCAGCGCCUGCACCGAUCGCUGCAGUUUGAAACUUCAGCUCACUUUGCAUGAACCUGGCUGCAUACCCACACUGUCGUUUCCUCGGCCGUGAACGCUCCUCGGUGUUUCGGUGUGGCGGUCCCCUGCGGAUACUCCGAGCCCAUAAACCGUCUGGACAAGUGAAGAGAGGAUCCCCGGGAGUGGUCUGGAAACUUUGCCAUCAUGACCACGCGAACGGUCAACCUUGAUACCUACAGCCUGUCGCUGCUCACGGCCAAAGAGGACAUCCUCAACCCCCGUUCCUCCACCAACUGGGCACUGUUCACAUAUGAUGGAGUCAGCAACAAGCUCAAACUGGCCGACUCGGGAGUGGGUGGUGUGGCAGAGCUGGCAGGGAAGUUUCAUAUCUCCAAGCCCCAGUACGGACUGUGCAGAGUGGGAACUGCAGAGACAGGAGGCCCCCGCAUAGCUAUGAUCAGCUGGGUUGGCCAAAACGUGGAUGACUACCGGAGAACGGAAUGUGCCAGCCACAUGCCGGCCAUCAAAAACUUCUUCAAGGAAGUUCAUGUCUUCAUCAGUGCAGAGAAGGUGGAUGAGGUGACAGAGGAGAAGAUAGCAGCUGAGCUCAGUAAGGCCGCGGCCCGUGCUCCUGUGGACCGAGUCAGGAGGAGCUCCAGAUCUGUGGAGAAGGAGGAGACAGUGGGUACAAACUACAGAAAAACUAACGCUGCACUGGAGAUGAGACGAAUCAACAGAGACUCCUUCUGGGCACGUGCAGAGCGUGAGGAGGAAGAAAGGAAAGAGGAAGAGAGGAGACGAGCAGCAGAGGAGAGACGGCGCCUUGAGAGAGAAAGAGUCAUGAAGGAGCGAAGGGAAGCUGAAGAGAGAGACCGAAAGAUGAACGAGAAACUACAGAUGAUCGAGGAGCAGAGAAGAAAACAGGCAGAGAAAGAAGAAGAGCUGCGCAGACAGGAGCGAUUAAGAUGGGAGCAGCAGCAGAGGGAGCAUGAGGAGGAUAUGCGGGCUCGUCUCAGAAGGAGUGAAUCCAUAGAGAAAGCAGCAGAGGCAGCAGCAUUGGUGUCCCAGCGCUCCAUGAAUCCUAGGGAGUUCUUCAGGCAGCUGUCAUCAUCAUCUCAAAGUCCCACCAGUCCUGGAAGUGGCCGCACAGGCAAACCUCCGUUCAGACGAUACCAGCGCAGCCUGACAGACACAGCCUUCAUCUUCCAAAAGUCAGAAGACAGCACCAGCACCUCCCCUCGCAGUCCUCCACUGGUGUCACCUUUCUCGCGAGCCCCUCCUUCCCCCUUCUACCGCACCACCUCUCCUCCCACCAGCCCCAGUUUCCGCCCAAUCACCUCUCCUCAAAGGCCCCGAGCGCCCAUGAUCACACCGCCCUCAUCACCUGUGCGCUCCGCCCCUCCAGUCUCGUCGCUGCCCGGUCUCAACCUGAUCAACCACCAGGCUCAUGCCCCCGUCAAGCCCAGAUCUCCGUCACCCACCGAGCCCUCUGCACCUCCAGCCUCCCCUAGUCUCUUGGCCUCCUUCUCCUCCAGUUUACCACAAGACCAUCCUGCAGAGCCACAGCCUGAGGCCCUGCCGCCCUCCCCCCCAGUCACCCCACCUCAGGGCCGGGCCCAGACACAGACCCAAACUGCAUCGCGUUCUCCGCAGGAUACCCCGAUCCCUGAGCCUGAGCCAGUCCCACAGGCCCCGACAGCUCCACUGCCAGUGAGCCCACAGCCAAUCACAGACCUGUACAAAGCCACUGAGCUGGUCUCAGACACUGGCUAUUCAGUGAAAGCUGUGCUGGUGGAGGAAGAUGAGGAAGAAGAUGAAGAGAAGGAGGAAGAGAAGCCUGAAGAACCACAAUCAGAACCUCGUACAGUCGCCGCAGAACCUGCCCGGGCUUUUGAGGAGCAGGAAGAGGAACAGGAGGAGGAAGAGGAGGAUGAACAGGAGGAGAGGGGAUCUAAGGAGGAAGCAGAACCUGCAUCACUGGAAGAGCGAGUGGAGACAGCACUGGAGGAAGAGGAAGAAGAGGCAGAGGACAUUGAACAGCAGAACGACCACACAGAUUACAGCCAGGCCCUCACUCAGCCAGCUGCAACGGAGCUGUUUGAAGAGGAGGAGGAGGAAGAGGAGGAGGAAGAGUCUGCAGUAACAGAUGGUAAAGCAAUUUGUCAACAAAUCAAGCAAGAGGCUGCAGUCCCGGCGACAAAUGGGAUUACAAAUGAAGAGAACAUACGGAAACAGAACGGCAUAGAGAGGUCUUUGAGCCCAUCUGACACUGAACUGAGCAACUCAGAGCUGGCUGUGUGCUACGAUCUGCAUGGUACAGUGAAGGAGGUGGAGGAGGAAGAGGAGGAGGAGGAGGACGAGGAAGAUGCUGAGGAUCAGGGAGAGGAGAUUCCAGAGAACGGACAAAUGGCUACACCAGAGCGACAAAUGUGCGUCCGGGCGCUGUACGACUACCAAGCAGAGGACGAGACCGAGAUCUCCUUUGAACCCGGUGACAUCAUCAGCGACGUGGAAACGAUAGAUAAAGCCUGGUGGAGGGGGUGCAGCAAAGAUGGCCGUCAGGGCUUGUUCCCUGCCAAUUAUGUGGAGACGAUAUAGGCAGGCAGGCAGAAACACACAUAUGCAAACACAACCACCCACCAACACACAAACACACACACACACACACACACACACACACACACACACACUCAGGGUUACCAUCUCCCCUUACAUUUUUACUAGUAUAUGCAUGUCUUCUUCUUAACUCUGCCACUGAAAAUUUCUGUUUUAUAUAUUGUUGAAAACUUAUAAAGAAUAACAUCCGACACUUUGCUCUCUAUUUCGAUGUUAUUUGGACAAAACACAAAAACAACAACAACAACAACAACAACAACAACAACAACAAAGAAAUUCGUACAGAAACUACCCAGCCUCAUAUUCUAGGAUAAAAUAAUAGAGGCCUUUUUCUGGACCAAAAUAUGUUAUUUCCUUUUGAGAUACAGCAGGAAUGUUGGUGGGAGGGAUCGGAUCACAAGAACAAAUGAUUGCACGCUUGCUUUUUUUUUUUUUAUUAGAAAAAACAACAACAACAGAUUUUUAUUGUGUAAAUUCCUUCUUUGAACACACACUUAUUGCAGAGCAUUCCUUUCUGCUUACCAUUUUGCAUCAUGUGCAAAGGUUAAGUUGCAUCGCUCAAAAUGAAUUUACUGCUCUUGACUGUUGUGUAAUCUUAUUCACAUCUUCCUGUAUUUCCAGAGUUAUUUUGUAGGGUUUAUUGUACCAGUUUGUUGACGAACAGCAUUUGGUGCUUACAAUAUCUCAGCGCUCCUUAUUUACCAAUGGGAAACCUGUACAACAGCAUUGAAAAAUGAUGAAUGAGCUGAGUAAAUAUACACUGUAUCAGCAUCUGUGUCUCUAAAUCACUCUUUAAUAAGGGCUUUUUUUUUUUUUUUUUUAUCUGAUCACAUGCUGAAUGUUAUCUCUGAAGAUUUUAAAGCAUUACAUUGACACACAUAUAGAUGCUCUAUUAAAAAAAAAAACCUGUUACAUCCAACUAUAAUGCUCCUUUAUGUCUUAAUACACUACACAUGUAUAUAAGAAUGUAUAGACACAUCAAAGAUCUUCUCUUUUUCUAUAAUCAAGUUGUUUUGUUUGUGUGAUCUUUGUAUUUACUCCAAACUCACAAAUAUAUUCCAUCUCCAAACUCAAAA
Messenger RNA from Myripristis murdjan (pinecone soldierfish), 3707 nucleotides. RefSeq names its product drebrin-like protein. NCBI's taxonomy places the organism in Eukaryota, Metazoa, Chordata, Actinopteri, Holocentriformes, Holocentridae. The record is from RefSeq and is a predicted model, not a curated record. Gene Ontology annotation, cellular component: cortical actin cytoskeleton; dendrite; actin filament. Gene Ontology annotation, biological process: positive regulation of axon extension; regulation of actin filament polymerization; postsynaptic actin cytoskeleton organization. Bases 220 to 2613 code for a protein of 797 amino acids. The transcript has 16 exons. Gene Ontology annotation, molecular function: actin filament binding.